UAACCUGUGGUGUGAUUGGUGGAAAUUAUCUCCUAUUAUCUCCUAUUAUCUCUUUACUGUCUUCAACCUGCAUCAUCAAAGCCAUGAAGGCUCUGAAUCUGCUGCUGCUUCUUUCUGCCUCGUUGGCUUUGAGUCAACCUGCUGUGCUGCCAGAUAUCCUGGAUGGGGCUGAGAGAGAUGAAGCUGUUCCAGAAGAACAUUUGGCUCUUCAUGAAGAGGAACCUGGAAACUGGACAGAUGCAGAAGAACCAACCUUUAAACCUGUGGAUGAAGAAGCUUACCUGAAGGCUCUGAAUGGAACAGUCCAACGUUCAGGAUCCUGUUCCCCUGGCUGGGCCCGGGUCAAAGGUCGCUGCUACCACGUCUUUCCUUUUGGUGCUACUUGGCAUAGAGCUCAGGGGAACUGCAGGUCCAUACAAGCUCACCUGGCAUCAAUCCAUGACUACGAGGUGAACAAUCAGCUUGUGAGGAUGAUAAUGUCUGCAGGUCGGGGCAGUACUGCAGUCUGGGUUGGAGGCAAUGACAUACAAUGGGAGCGCCACUGGCGCUGGGUGGAUGGAAGCUCUUUUCGCUACAGUAACUGGUGUCGAUCCGCACCCAACAACAUGUUUAAUCAGGACUGUUUGCAGAUAAACUACAGUCGUCACAGAUGCUGGGACGAUGCGCAGUGUAACUUUCAAAGACCAUUUAUCUGUGUCAGAAACUCCUGAUGACUGUUUGUGUAGAAAUGAUGCAGUUUGUGUCAAAAACACAGAGGUGUUGGUGUUUUUUUAAAGGAGUGUCAAGACAAUAACAAAGAAUGAAAUCAUUGCAUUUAAAAAAAUAUGAAUGUCUGUAUUCUAAAACACAAAUA
Molecule: messenger RNA, 853 nt
Organism: Gambusia affinis (western mosquitofish)
Lineage: Eukaryota; Metazoa; Chordata; Actinopteri; Cyprinodontiformes; Poeciliidae
Product: perlucin-like protein
Exons: 8
Coding region: 84-710 (208 amino acids)
Molecular function (GO): signaling receptor activity
Source: RefSeq, a predicted model, not a curated record